Molecule: messenger RNA, 2730 nt
Organism: Patiria miniata (bat star)
Lineage: Eukaryota; Metazoa; Echinodermata; Asteroidea; Valvatida; Asterinidae
Exons: 11
Coding region: 57-1922 (621 amino acids)
Source: RefSeq, a predicted model, not a curated record
UUUGGUUCCUUAUCAUUUUAUUACUAAGUCACUGAGGGAGGAGUUUGUCUACAAAGAUGGCCCUCCGAACCCUGCUGCUGUUGUUUUCGCUCGUCGGAUGCGGCCUGUGUUGGAGGCGGCACAUCCCGGAUGUGCGGGAGGACUGGCCUGUCAUGCCCAGGCCUGGGAUGGAGGUUGAGAAGUCUGAAGCCAAUCCCAUCCUCUGCGAGGUCUGCGAAGUGUUGGUCGAGGAAGCGCAGUCACUGCUGGGAAAUGACUCCAAGAAGGUUAUCGCCUUGUUGGAUGAAGUCUGUGCACUGUUGCCAGCUCCUUACAACGCCACCUGCAAAGAGUACGUGGACGAAUGGACACCAAUUAUCAUCGACUUCCUUGAGAAUCAGACUCCGGAGGAGGUUUGUCAAGACCUGACGCUCUGCAGCGCGGCUGCAGUCACUCGCCCCGAGACUCCCCGCCUCGGCUUCGGUCAUCUGAUGCGCUACCUCCAUAAGUCCUUCAAGAAAAGCUUCAACAAACUGAUGAUCAGAAAUGCCCUGGGAAACAACUUCUUGUGCGAUGGGUGUAAUGAGGUCGUUACUUUGCUGCAUGAUGAACUGACCAACCAACAAAUUCUGGACGAACUGGCAACACUGCUAGCAGAGGGUUGCUCCCUGUGCCCAGUUGAGGCUCAGUGCCGGGCCUACUUCCAGAAUUUACCCGCCGAAAUUGCGGCAUUUGCGGAUCAGUAUCUGAACAAUCAAACCUGCAAGAUCAUCGGCCUUUGCACAAGUGGUCGGGACAACCCCUUCAACAUGUUCAGCCGUCUGUUCCCGGGCCUCAUUCCUGACAACUUCGACGGGGAUUUCAUCUCCGGCCGCCCCUGGUCCCGACCCCGACCCCGUCCCCGCCCCAACACCGGGCCGGAGCCGAGACGCCACCCGUACAGACCGUACUGGGACCGGCAUGACGGAGAACGCCGCCACAAUCACAGCUCCGAGGAGCCGGACAUGGACGGACCCGACAAGGGCCGCCGCCACGACUGGCACCAUCACCCACACUCCGGCUCCCGCCCCGAGCCCCGUGAGCACCCCGACCGUCCGGAUCAUCACGAGCCCCACGACCGCCCACAUCACCGUCCCGAUGGCCGUGAUCGCCCCCACCAUGGACCCCACCAUCAUCCCGACAGAGACAUGCCCCGUCCGGACAUCCGACCCUGGUGGAAGCCUGACAUGAGGCCGUACAGACCCUGGGGUAACAAACCAGCCCUCCCCGAAGAGCCGAUGAUUCCCGAAGUUGAAGUUCCCGACACUGAAAUCCCUGACUUGGAGAUCCCAAUCAAUGACGAAAUCCCAAAUGUCGAAAUCCCCGUCAAUGUCGAGGUCCCAGAAUUCGAAAUUCCCAAUGUCGAAGUCCCCGGCGUUGACUUCCAUCCAGACCCCAGGAAUCCCUUCGGCCCUAGGCCCAACCGACAAGGCAGCAGCUCAGGCCCCCGUAGAAACACCUGGCAGAAGCCUGACUUGGCCAACCGUAAGGGUGCAUCGCCAGCCAAGCCUUUCUGGCCAAACAGGGGAAACAGGAAACAGCGAUCCGCAGUCCGCAUCAAUACUAUCAUCAAUACUGCAGACUUUGACCAGGCUAACACCUUUGAUGUCGAACCGACGAACGAGCCAAUGGAAAAACCCACGAUGGAGCCAGUGCAGUUCUCUUGGCAGUGCGAUGUUUGUGAGUACGAGGUUGAAAUACUCCAGAAGUACAUGGAAGACAAUAAGGACGCCAUCAACGCGAAACUGCUUUCUCUUGCUGCUUUGUUCUGUGACCGACUUCCUGCUACCAGUACUGCUGAGUGCAAGACUGAGGUUGCAGAUCUGCUGCCCCCUAUCGUCGACAUGAUCAUCGAUACCUACCUGACCCCGAGCACCGUGUGCAGCGCCCUCAAGGCCUGCUAGAUAGUACACCGGGCGUUAUCAUCAGACAGGGCCUCCGAUUGGUCAAGAAAAGGUGCCAACAGGCACCUGUAACCAUUGAGGAGUGAGCUUGGUUUCGUGUGUGAACUGAUCGUUACAAGUACAAUUUUUUAAACAGUAAGAUUAUAAGACCUUUCAUAGUAAUCGAAGGUUGAUUUUACACGGAUGACUCGGAUUAUUGGAUUACACAGACAAUUCUGAGAAACAUAUAUUUUAUUGCAGAUAAUUAAUUCAAAAUAGUCUAACCUUCACCUCUUUUGUAAAAAUUAUUAUGUUUUUUUAUUAUUAAAAACUCACUGGACUCCAAUUUACAAUAGAUAUACAUUGCACACGCAUAAUACCAAAAUUAAUGACAGCACAUUGUACUAACAGUCUAUACGUUACUUAGUGUCUUUUGGGUGUAGUCUGUGACUGAGAUAGUCUGGUACCUAUGGUGCAGUUACAAGUGCAGCAACAAUCUAACAUCACUACAGGGAACUAGCCUUUACUACACUUUAUCUUCAUUUCCUUUGUCCAUUCCACUUCAAGACAUCAGCCGAAUGGAGUUCGAUCUUCCACGUAACUAUCUCAUCUAUUUGCACUAAACUUAUACAGCUUUCACAUAAACUUCAUAAUGGGUUUUUGUAAGAAAUUGACCCACGUCAUUAAGGUGCCUUACAAUUGUUUUAUAAGUAGGUCGGAACCAAAAGGCCAACAGUUAUAUUUUUGAACAUUUUCCACCUUUGUAUUACAUGUUUACCAAACUUUGUAUUAAUUUGAUAAAAUAAAACUGAAGCAAAAUGAUAUAAUU